UAGGGUCUUUCAGCCAGAUUGGCCUUAACUGCCAUUUGGACCCCACCUUCCCACAUGCACUUUCUCCCCCUACCCUUUUUCACUCACUAGCUAACCCUUCAAUCUCUUUUUGUUCUCUCUAUUUAUAUCCCCCCUUUAAGAAACAACCCCUUCCCAUUGGAGAGAGCUGUAGAGAACCAAAAUAUUCCUUAGCUUGUUACACUUUUUGAUAUUUGAGAUUCUGUUUGUGAAUUUGAAGAAAUGGAAGUAGCAGUUGAGCUUGAAGAUGACCUGUUUUUUGCAGACAUAAGCAAGCAAAUAUCUCUGCUGAUAAUGGAAGAUGAGGAAGAGCCUGUUUUUGCUACAUGCCCUUCAGUUUCCUUCCAGUUUCAGACAUUUUCUGGGCCACAUUUUCCAGCAAGGCCAUCUCCAUAUGUGCAUCUUCAAGAGCAAAUUUACAGAAGAGAGAUUAGAAGCAGCAAAGGCACAGGAGUGUUUAUCCCAAGGUCUUCGCAGCCAACGGGCCGCAAGCAUCAUUAUAAACCAGGAGGAAGAAACGCGUCCUCAUUCGGCGCGAAAUCUAACGCCGGGCAGCAUCCUAACACUACAAAAACGGUUUCUCAAGCAAGGAAAGGCUAAAGGGUAUAAUUAAACUUGGAUUUCCAUAAAAGAAAUGCAGGCUUAUUAUUGAGGAUUUCAUGUUUAUUGUUAUGAUUCUGAUUUUUAUUUUGAGUAUUGAAGAGGUUUCUCCCUAAGGGUAAUGCCUCCAUAAAUCUUGGAAAUGUAU
Messenger RNA from Cuscuta campestris, 766 nucleotides. The record is from the annotation of a GenBank genome assembly. Lineage: Eukaryota; Viridiplantae; Streptophyta; Magnoliopsida; Solanales; Convolvulaceae.